GUGCAACCGGGUCUUAUUAUGCUGUUUCCGAGUGCUAAAAUCAAAUAUCUGCUAUAAAUUCUAUAGAAAUAGUGUAUUAACUUCAUGCAUUCCUAGUUUAUUAUGCCGCUAACCUUUGCUCUGUUAUCAUUUACAAGCUGCUUAAAAAGGACAAGAUAUUUUUGCUUGAAGUAUGUUGAGUUAGACGCCAGAAUGGAAUCAGGACCAUUAAACUUGCAACUGCGCGUCCAGAAUCUGGUGCGCAAAUUGCGUCCGGAACGGGUCAGAUCACAGCUGCAGUGUCUGAUCACGACCGUGUCGGAGGCGAACGCUAAACUGCUGCGACAGAAUCUGGUGAGCCGCGACUGCGACGCCAAAGAUGUGGUCACCGCGCAUCACGACGACUCAGAUGGGACACAAGAUGGCGCACAAGAUGGGACACAAGAUGGCGCACCAACCACUGCUGUAGAUGUGCAGCUUGAAGAGAGUGUGGAGCAGCAGGGCAACGGCAAAGACACUGAGGAGGAUGCUUGCAAGCGAACUGUCAUGUCUGCAGGUUAUUCGGCGUCGUCAGAGGCAGACAGUGGCGGAGGUGUGGCCAGUACGCAUGCGCAGCGACCCUGCCAGCUAGCAUUGUCACGUGAACCAAGCGGUGGCCCCGCCCCCUCGGCCGAGCCGCAGCCAAUGGGAGGCGGCCUGCCACUGCUGGUGAUCGACUCGCCGACCAAUGAGAACGCCGCAUCUGGACUGCUGUGCACGCCUUGUCCCUCCCCCUCGCCUCGCAACAAGUCCCCGGUCACCGUGCAGGAAUGGGUCGACUCUCUUCCGCUCACACCGGUCGAGCCCACCAG
Molecule: messenger RNA, 830 nt
Organism: Nilaparvata lugens (brown planthopper)
Lineage: Eukaryota; Metazoa; Arthropoda; Insecta; Hemiptera; Delphacidae
Source: RefSeq, a predicted model, not a curated record